Nezara viridula (southern green stink bug) is the source of this 842-nucleotide messenger RNA. Lineage: Eukaryota; Metazoa; Arthropoda; Insecta; Hemiptera; Pentatomidae. The record is from the annotation of a GenBank genome assembly.
GUUAUUUAAACAAUGAUACACUAAUUGCAUUAAUGUGGCAACACGAAUGUCCAAUAAAGAUGUCUUCCCCCUGAUUUUCUAGAAAAUUGCACCUGGUUAUAAAAGCUGCCAUAUGGCGAAAGCCAACUUGUCCGAAUGGAGCGAACUGGUCCUCAACAUGGUCGACAACGGUGUCAUCAAGACCGAGAAGGUGAAGAACACCAUGUUGAACGUGGAUAGACAAUAUUAUGUCCCAGGCCCCUUCGACCCUUACCUGGACACGGCGCUGCCCAUCGGCUUCGGAGCGACCAUCAACGCGCCGCACAUGCACGCCAUGGUGCUCGAGCUCUUGAAGGACCACCUCGCACCAGGAGCCAGUGCUCUCGACGUGGGUUCGGGGUCCGGGUACCUCACGGCCUGCAUGGCCUUGAUGGUGGGACCGACCGGGCUGGUCGUCGGCAUCGACCACAUCGCGCACCUGGUCCAGCUCGCGCAGAGGAAUAUCCUCAACGGCAACUCCUUCCUCCUCGGCUGGGACAGCAUCAUCUUCAGGACAGCAGACGGGCGUUUGGGAUACCCGGAGAACGCACCCUACGACGCCAUCCACGUCGGCGCGGCCACCCAAAACGUACCCUCGAUCUUGUUGGAACAGCUUGCUCCCGGAGGUCGCUUGGUGGUUCCCGUCGGUAACAGGAAGACUUAUCAAAUUCUGAUGCAAGUGGACAAAAGCCUCGACGGAAAGAUACAAAAGAAAAGGAUUUCAGCCGUGAGGUUCGUUCACCUGACGGACAUAACCUCGCAAGGCAAGCGUGCCAGCCAAAUUACUUUAAAUGAUGUUUGUGGUUAGUAAAAGUUUUUGUUUA